GGAGAGGGGGUUCAGCGAAAAAUCGGCAGCCGGCAGCAGGAAGUAGCUGACACUGGCAGCUGACGUCAGCUGACACUGACAGCCGGAAGUCUUACCAUAUUAGGAAGGACCUGCUAUUUCGUGGCAGCCAAUCAGUAUCGUUCACCGUAGUAGCAACCAAUCACAUUUAACUGGAAACCCGCGAAUCUUCAUAAUACCGGUGGUGUUUGGUUCGGUAAGUUCGUAGUAUAUUAAUUAUAAGAUUAGUAAGUAAUUGUUGCUUUGUAAGUUGGAUUUUAACUGUUAUGUUAGAGACAGUGUAUCUGUGAUUAACAGUUAGUUGAAUUGAUUAAUUUAAUAAUUUGUAGAAAUACCGCUUGUGUACCAUGUGGUCCUGGUUUGUGAGGGGCAAUCAUUAACUUAAAAUACUAACUUAAUUUACUAUUAUUACCAUUAAACAUUAGCGUUUGUUAACAUGUUAACUUAAUCUAUUGAUUAGAAUAAAGCUCAUGCUGAUUCAUUGGAAGUACUGACAAGCUCAGCCUUGAUGAUUCAAGUACACCACUAACCAUAUCGUUUUUUGUGCAUUUCAUUUUUCAGGGGAUUGUCUGAUAUUCAACCAUUUACUGAUUUUUGUUUUAUUGCUAUUGCUUUUUUAACAAAACAGUUCUUUUAAGAACUACCUUUCUUUCUCAAACUUUCUCAAACUCUUUACUGUCCUCUUUACCCACCUCUUGUGUAACUGCCUAUCGAUUAUGGCAGGUAAGAAGCCAAUUUUUUCCCUAAAAUCUUACUAACUAAAGUUAAUUUGAGCAGAACAUGCAAACACCUCUCCAUGGUUAAAAUGUAAUUGGACUUCUAAAAUGUUUUACCUUUUAUAUAUACUAUGAAUUUGUGUUGCUAUUUUUAAAGUAUGUUAUUUUCUUGUAUACACUGCAUGUGUAGGAAUACCCUUUGCUUUUGGAAAAGAUGAAGUCUUUUCUGGGACAGGCAGCUGUCCCUACUGUACAACUGGGGUAAUGUCAAGUCCUGAGCACUUUCAGGCAAAGCAUGUAAAACAUGCCAUAUAUUUUGAGGACAAUGGCAUCCAAAAAUAUUGUGUUCCUUGCUUUUGUUUGAACACCCGACAACAAAAGAGGUGCCAUUGGCAUUGCCCGAAGUGUCAGCACAUCUUGUGCCGUGCCCCUGACUUUAUAAAGCACCUACAUAAUCAUGAUCUUUCAGUUAUAGGCAAAAUUACCAACAAGCCAGACAAAGGGCCAUCUUCAGAAAAAUCACAGGCAGGGCAGCAGGUCAGGGAACAGCCACCUAUCUUUUGUAUUGAUGAACGAAAUGGAAUUUUUGUCACCCCAAAAGAUGCCCAUGGACCUAGAGUCCCUCUUCACGUAAAGAAACACAUGGUCUCGGGGUCUGUUGCCUGUGAGUCCUCUGUGUGUCGAGAUUUUAUGAGGAUUGGAGUUGAAAGCGGCAAUCCAGGCCUUGAAUGCAUUCACCUUCAGAGGACAAAUAGAGCAGUGUGCUAUUCUGCACCAGCCUCACUUAGGGAGGAUUCUUUGCAGUCCAUGGUUGACAAUGGCCUGCUGUCAAAAACCCGACUAGAUGAAUGUGUGCAGCUAAGAAACCGAAGUAUUGCUGGUGGUGUGGAUUGUGUAUUUCCCAUUAUUUGGCACGAGCAAACCUCUGUCAGUUUUUUUUAUUUUUCAGUGUUUACUGGGGUAAAAGACAGCUGGUGUCAGUUCAAAAGGACCAGAGUCUCUUUUGAUAGCCAUCUGGGCAAGUGGCACUGCCAGUGCCGCAAUAAAAUAAGAAGCUGUGUCCACAGAUACCUGUGCAUGUGGUGGCUGUUUCAAGAGAAACCCCAUAUCCUUUCUUGUCAAACUGAAACACAUGCUGAAGACAGUGAUGUGGAUGAAAGGGUCAGAGAUGUUGCAGAGACAGAAGUGGCAACACUGGCUUCUACUGACAUACAGGAGUUGACAGAUUAUUUGUGGAGACAAAAGAGGGUGCCAGAAAACCUUCCACAGGAUUUGUCGACAAAAGAACGCCAAAUCCCAGAUUUCUUUGAACCUCUAGAGUCCAAUUGUCCUUAUUGCCCUGGUCCCACUCCGCCAGCUUUGGGGGAGAGGGUACUAAUUACACGGCAUGGGACAGUGUACGGAAUAUCUUCAGUGACUCGAGAUGUGCCAGUGUAUGUGAAGAACUGCCUUGUCUGUAAACGUCCAGUGAGGUUUCAAGAAUAUCAGUCUGGUUUUCAUAAUUAUGAUAACAGGACCUUUUUGACCAUUCCCCUCUGUUCUCUUCUGACAUCUGGACUGGCAAAUCAUAUUGCCCUUGGACGUUUUCUGCAAACCAUGGAGGAUCAUGCCAACAUCACUUUUCCACACAAUUUGAUAAGAAAAGCAUUUUAUCAUUUCUCUGCUCUGAGGGAGUACUCCUAUAACUAUUCAUGUGUCAGAUGUGGCCACAGUUCUCCGGUUUUGGUUGCCGAUGGAAACUGGAAAAUUGCAUUUGAUUUACCAGCACAUCUGUUUAGACGGCCAAAUUUGGACAAUAUCAGCCAAGAGGAUACUCAAGUUAAUGUCAGCACAAGAUGGGAGACGCUUGAGAAGGAAAUGACUGCUGCUGGGUUCUGUGAUGGCAACAAAUGUGCCAAUCCUUAUUCACGUCCCUUGACAUACACUGCCUUUACUCCUUGGCUGGGUAACUGUUCUAGGAUAAGCGAUAUUGUUCCAAAGACAGAAGUGUACAAAGUUCUAUCUCAGAAAGAUCGUGCUUUCACCUCUAGCUGUGGCUUGGAGAUCGAUGAAGAAGCCAUUAUGCAAGUGCUGGAGUCCAAAACUCCAAAGAAAGAAGCCUUGGUCAAAGCCUGCAAUGCCCUUGGAGUGUCACACGUGGGUAGUACCACUGACUUGAUUAACCGACUUGAGGAGCUACUCCUUUACAAGGACUUGUACCCGAAAAUGUUUGUUAAGCUUCAGAAGGCUGGUGGAGGUGUUUUGCACAUGUCCUGCCCACACUCUGUGGUGUACUACCAGUCAGCACUGUGGUGGCAAGAGUCUGCACGCGAUCAUGGAGAUGCUCUUUUGAGCUUUAAACACCCUCCCACAGUGUAUGUAUCAGACAUUGCUGGACGUGUUGCAAGACACGUUAAUAAUCGCACCAUCCAACGUUUUUUCCAGCCGUAUGAUGGACGACUUUGUGAAAACACUACUGCACACAUCCAGGCAGCAGUGGAAAAACGACUUGAAGUCCGGUUCCCAUGGGUGACAAGUGUUGGCUUCUCAUCUAGAAAAGUCUCUGAAAAUGAGGCCACCUAUUCUUCUGACACUUUGUCCUCACUGCAUCCUGUGACAGGAACCAAUGCAAGAUUCUCUUUGUAUGAUCGGUUCCAUCAGAAAAAUCAAAAGCGACAAGAGGAGGUUUUGAGAAGUUUGAAAUUGGCACCACACGUGGCUGCUCUUGUUAACUCAUCCGUAGCUGAACAGCUAAACCGGGAGUUGUCUUCCAGCAGAUAUUCUUUGUGUCAAAUGAGAGAUGAACAUUACAUGUUCUCCCUCCGACUGUACUUCCAUCUUCACAACAAAAGAGUUAAUGAAAAAUACAUGAAAACUUUGGGGGAACAGGCUAAGCAUUCCAUCCGCAUUGGCCUACAUGGGAAAUUGACAUUCAGGAGUGAAGGUAGUUGUUUUAUUUCACAAAGUUCACCAAGGCCUGACACAGAUUGCUGGGGACGGACAAACAUACGUGCCAGGAAGGAAACCCCAGAUUUCCAGUUGCAAAACCAACCAAAUCCACUGUUUGAUCAUGUUUUGGAUGGGACCCAAUCACCAGAUGAGAUCAUAGGUGCAGUGGGUAAAACAGUGUUGAAAAGAUCUGACUUGAUGUCUUUAGGAUUGAACCAGGAAGUGGAGGCAACAGUGAUGAACUGUUGCCUUUCUCAGCUAUCCCACAUUGCUGGAGAGAAGGGCAAGGAUGUUCAUGUUCUUGAUUCAUAUGUGGUGGCCACUUGGCAACAACCUCUAAAUUGUGAUCCAUUUCUGUCUCUACCAACUGAUGCAGCCUCAAAAGACUGCAUCCUAUUUCCGAUUUGCAAAUCAGCUCACUGGACCUUAUGUCUCAAUUGCAAUAAAGAUGGUUCCAGGAUCUUGGAAGCUUGUUAAAAAUAAGGGUGUUCCAGCACAGUUUGGAUCUGUGGACUGCGGUGUAUUCAUGCUAAUGUAUGCACUGUACACCGUGUUUAACUGGGAGUUUGACUUCACCCAGCAUGAUAUGGCCCAUAUCAGGCGGUGGUGGGUGAAUCUGC
This is a messenger RNA of Paramisgurnus dabryanus, 4282 nucleotides long. RefSeq lists its product as uncharacterized. The record is from RefSeq and is a predicted model, not a curated record. Lineage: Eukaryota; Metazoa; Chordata; Actinopteri; Cypriniformes; Cobitidae.